GCAUCUGUCACGAACGCUUUUUAGUUUUUUGGAUAUAAAAAACGGAAAAGCGUUUUUUAAAAGGUUUAUUGGUCUCAAUAAACCCUUUUUGAUAGUUUAUUAAUCUACGACUAUUUUUUACAGUGUACUUGACGGAAAUUUAUUUCAAUUGCUAGUGGCUUUAAUACAUAAACUUCCAAGUCCACCGAAGUUUCUAGCACUAAAAACUGAUGUUAAGACAAAAAAGUCAUACUUAAUUGCUAUUCAAGACAAUCCUAUAUUUAAGUAUAACCAGCAUAUAUCAUCUCUUGAAUAUACAGACGGUGGUGAUAUACGAGUACAGGUUCUUCUAACGUGUCGAGAAGAAGGUGGUGACACAUUCAGUGGUCAACAACCGGACCACACUCAUUAUAUAAUUUCCAUUCAAUCUCGUUGUGCUUGUCCUGGUCUAUGUCAAUAUACUGUUAAAAAAGGGUUGACAGCUGGUGCCGUUUUAGUUAUUAUAUUAAUAUGUUUAGUAACUACCUAUUUGGUUGGCGGAAUGUUGUUUAUGAAAUUUAAGAGGGGAGCAUCAGGCUUUGAAAUGUUGCCUAAUAGAACAUUUUGGAUUAAGACUACAUUAAAUGCUGUUGGAGGUGUUCGAUACAGUUUCAAUGCUAUUCAAGGAAAACGAACAGAAACCAGAUAUGAACCUGUAAAAUAA
Molecule: messenger RNA, 682 nt
Organism: Didymodactylos carnosus
Lineage: Eukaryota; Metazoa; Rotifera; Eurotatoria; Philodinida; Philodinidae
Source: the annotation of a GenBank genome assembly